CACUGACAAGGUUCGAUCAUAUAUCUGUCAAGGCCAGGACUCAAUGAUAAAGGACUGAAAAUCUAACCAGCUAAGCCAAACAGUCACAUCCACAAUGUACAGAAGUUCAAGGUACAUUGUACUACGAUGCACACCAUUGAAUGCCUCCUAGAGGAAAGCAGGUAGCUAGAAGAGGCCGAGCAGGCAGUUCACGUGCAGCAGCUGUGAAAAAAGACGCUAUAAAACCUAUUGACGACGAAGAAGACAAGAAGAUGGAGGAAGGGGGUGACCUGGUGGAUGUUGAUUUCACGGUGUCUGAUCAGGAGGAAGAGGAGGAAGACACCAGUAAGGGGGAAGAUACCGGGGCCAAGGAAGAGAAGGAACAGGAGAGCGAGACAACAGAGGCUGCAAAUAACGAAGAUAAAGAGAAUCACGCUGAUGAAAUAGAGCUGAAAGCGGUGGAGCUAAUAGAUGAAGAUGAAGAUGCUCUGGAGGAAGAACUGAAAGAAGAAGAGGGCAAAGAGGGGGAGGAGAAAGAGAAGGAAAGGAAGGAGGGGGAUAGAGAGAAGAAGGAAGGAGAGGAGGAUAAAAAAGAGGAAAAAGUGGAUCCUGAUGCACCAGAAAAAACACUUCUGACACAUGUUGUUAAGGGACCUGUGCGAAUCUCCGUUUUGACCGUAGCUGAUCUGAGUAACAGAGAUCUCCAGUCACUGAUUCAGAAAUCUGUCAAGGCAACGCUGGACUAUGAUGAUCGAAAAGGAACAGUGACUAUGUGGUAUAAUCCAAGGCGCAGUAGGAAGGCCAUUGAUAUCUUGUCUGGUCUGGCCAAACUAAAGCUGACGAAUGAUGAAAUCAGUGUGGCCUGUCCUAGAGCUUUUGCAGCAUUGUUGGCCACGGAGAAAAGAAGAGAGAAGUUUCCAAAUUUUGAUGGAGGUCAGAAAAAAGAUAAGUCUGCUUAUUGCACCAAUAUUCCCCCUGACACCACCGAGGAGGUCUUGAGAGCUAUUUUCCCAGAAUGCACCAAUGUCCUUAUCCCCACUAAUGAAGAAGGUGAAAACUUUGGGUGUGCCAUUCUGGAGUUUAAGAGUGGACAGGAGGCCGCCAGCUGUGUGGAGGGGAACAAGGAUGUAGAGGUGGGGGACCACAAGAUCAAGCUCAGCCACUGCUACCCCAUGCCAGAUCACGUGCAAAAGAGGUUAGAGGAAGAAAGAAAGCAUGACCGACCCAGAGAAAAGCACAGCAGGCCAACAGGUAGCAGGUUCUCUAACCUCAGUGGUAGACGAACCAUGCCUGUAAAACGCCUGGGUACCAGCCUGUCCACUAGGUACAAGUUCGGUGCUAACAGCAGACCAAGCAACAUCAGAGGAGGACGCAUGCAGCGUGGUGGUGUUGGCAUGCAACGAGGUGGAGUUGGCAUGCAGCGCGGUGUCAACAGAAGCAACUUUGGUGGCAACAUGGGGUCUAACAGGAAUACAGGUCCAUCAACUGAGAUGUUGGUAAACCAGAUGUCAGCUUUAACUAAUAUGGUGAUGACCAGUCAACAGAAACUGGCCCAGCAACAGAACCUAGUCAGACAGAUGGCCAAUCAGCAGAACAUGAUGAGUAACAUGAAUACUGGGAUGUCUGGUGGUGGAUCAAUGGGUGGAAUGGGAGGUGGUGGUGGACGGGGGUUCAAUGACAUGGACAACAUGAAUGAUGGCCGAAACAGGAGGGAGUCGUUUGACCGGGGAGGGGACAGGAUGGGAGGGGGCAGAAUGGGUGGAAUGGGAGGGUCACAGAGGUCCCAAGGAAGGCGUGACGACUUUGACUCCAGAGGGGGAUCAGGAAACAGACGGAACAUUAGCAACACUCCAGGUAAUAUUCCACCAGGAGAAUCUGCUUGCUUCAAAUGUGGACAGGAUGGUCACUGGGCAAGAGAAUGCCCCAACCAGAACCAAAGAGAUAGAGCUCCUGCUUCAAUCAGUUCUGAUCGUGGUCAUGGAGGGAACAAGAUGGGAGGGGGUCCUAAGCCUGGGGACAUGUGUAACAAGUGUGGAGAAACGGGCCACUGGGCCAGAGAGUGUCCAAACCCUCAGAGAAACCCCAAACCAAGUGGAGGUCACAGUGGCAGACAAAGCUUUGGUGGAAGGCAAGAUAACUAUGAUUCAAAAAGAUAUGAUGUGGAUCCUCCAAGAAUUUCUGACGAUGUACCCUUUAUGACUGGCAUUGCCAGUGGCAGUAGCAGUCAGAGGUUUGAUGACAACUUUGACAGAUUCCAGUCAAACAAACGCAAGAGUGAUUAUGACGAUCAUCGUGGACCAAAGAGAUCUAAUUAUGGAGGUGGCCAGAGAGGGGGUGGAGGAGGCAACAGACGAGAUAGCGGUGGGCGAGGCUUUGGUAACUACGGCAACCGAAGCCAUUCCCCAAACAGACGUAACCCCAGACAGGAGUCCCCACGGGAGAAAACCUGGACCUCAGCCCAGUCCAAGUGGGAGCAGUACAACAUGUCAAAGCAGGGCGGUGGUGGUGGAGGAGGUGGGAGUUCGCGGAAUUAUGGGAAUGACAACUAUGGGGGCAACAACUAUUACUGAAAAGGGAUGUGAUCGUGAUUAUUUCAUGUUAAA
Saccostrea cuccullata (small rock oyster) is the source of this 2582-nucleotide messenger RNA. Its product is annotated as RNA-binding protein FUS-like. Gene Ontology annotation, cellular component: cytoplasm. The record is from RefSeq and is a predicted model, not a curated record. The transcript is spliced from 17 exons. Bases 141 to 2549 code for a protein of 802 amino acids. Lineage: Eukaryota; Metazoa; Mollusca; Bivalvia; Ostreida; Ostreidae. Gene Ontology annotation, molecular function: single-stranded RNA binding; mRNA binding; zinc ion binding. Gene Ontology annotation, biological process: positive regulation of cytoplasmic translation.